UGUUGUUACUGUUAUUGUUAUUAUUAAAUAAAUAAGAGCCCGGGAGACUUUUGCAUCACUUGCUAAGAUCCAUAGGCCGGAAGUGCUCAUAAAGGCAUAGGAGCGGUGAAAAGUUGGCAACAUCUUUACGGAAAUGCGCCAGAAAAGGGGCAAGGAAAGAUGUGACAACCCUUACCCAGGAAACUUUUGGGUUUUUUCCCCUCACAGCACAGCCGGAUUAACCUCCUCCAGCCAUAUGUCUGAGUGACAGCUGUGCUGCCCGGCCUCUUAAUGCAAUUAGCAGAUCUUCUUUCCCAGCGCUGCCUGAUUCAGGUCAAGAGCAGCAGGGUGGGUGGGGGGACAGAGGGCGACCCCCCCCACACACAUUGGGGGUGAUGGCCCUGCAGACUCCGCUGCCUCCCAACCUGCGGAGGGGGCUGACAACUUUCAGCGGGUCCCUCUUCAUCAACAACAAGACUAGCGACUGCGGCCUGGCACAGAGCUACCACCCGGACCACACGGUGCUUUCCUGUCUGCCGUUACAGAUGAUGCUGUACUUCAAUGCCUUCUUCUCCCCAUUCUGGUGCCUGUCGGAGGGGGUCAUGCUGGAACUGAAGUAUAGCCUACUGCCCGCUUACUAUCAGUUCCUGCUGGUCAGUGCGUACCUGAUGAUCAUCUCAGCCGAAGGCCUGCGGCUCUACCUGGGGUUUAUCGGAAAUCUGCAGGAGAAGGUCCCUGAACUGGCCGGCUUCGUCCUUCUCUCCUUCCUGAUUGAGACGCCGGUCCUGCUGUUCAUCCUGACAGACGAGCACAUCAUCCGCCUGCCGCUGGAGACGGCCGUCCACCUGGUCCUCCUCUUCUUCCUUGCCUCUGAGAUCACGGCGGCUGUCUUUGCUCUCAAGGGGAUGACCAGGCAGCUAGCCAGGCAGUUCUACCUGAAGCAAUUCGAGGAGGGGCCCGGCGGGCUGGGCCCGGGUGCGAGGGGCAGCCAGCAGGGGGCUCAGCUGUCUGUCAGCCCUGACUCCCCCCUGCUUUCUGCACAGGGGCGCUAAAUGAGCGACGGGCGGGGCUGUCUUCCCUUUGAGGCGGUGGUCCUCACUGAGGGCCAGUGUGCUGUCGUUGAGUAACAUCUGGGAGACCAGAGUUCAAAUCCUCACUCGGCCAUACGAAGCUUACUGGGCGACCCUGGGCAAGGGACUGUCUUUCAGGCCAACCUGAGAGCCUCACAGGGUUGUUGUAAGGACUGAACUGAGGUGGGGGAGGGCUGUGUAUGCUGCCUGGAGCUCCUUGGAGAAAAAGGUGAGAUAUAAAUGGAAUAAUUAUGUU
Messenger RNA from Podarcis muralis (Common wall lizard), 1305 nucleotides. RefSeq names its product transmembrane protein 17B-like. NCBI's taxonomy places the organism in Eukaryota, Metazoa, Chordata, Lepidosauria, Squamata, Lacertidae. Gene Ontology annotation, biological process: non-motile cilium assembly. Gene Ontology annotation, cellular component: ciliary transition zone. The record is from RefSeq and is a predicted model, not a curated record.